AUGAGUUGGGGUCUGUCGAGGGUUGUGUCAAAGGAUGGUCUUAUCAAAAGAAUGGGAAAAGGAUUCUGGACCUAUUUCAGUCGCAUUGGAAAGGACUACGUUACAACCUUCAGCGACACAGCUAAACAAAUCCGAGCAAAUCCCGCCAAAUUCGUUGCUGUCAUGUCAGGAGUUGGAGCAAUUGCAUCUGUCGUUGUCUCCUGCCCCCAUGAAAGAGAAUACGAAGCAGAUUUCCGUAAUGCCUCAAUCGAUCUCUAUGAUACCCCAAGAUGUCUCCAAAAUCCCCGAAGCGUCUCACAUAUCGACGAACGAGCGGCACUCAUCUCUAAAAAGAUGGUCCGACAUGCCAACUUCUUUGGACUGCUCCACAUUGUCUGGCGCGACGAUAGACCCGAAUGCUGUCGCCUCUAUUCCGAAAUUUGUCCCUACAAUCACCCAAGCUCAGGCCCAGUUAACUGCAGCAAGAACGGCCCAAUCCGAAGCUUCUUCCGCCUUUUCCUUUACGAAACGCCUACAGGAAGAUGUCCCGAUGAAGUGCAUUUCUUCGAACGAGCCAAAUACGUCCUUAACAAUCGAAUCCUCGAUAUUGGAGCCCUUGGCCAAUUCUGGUACCUCAAGUCAGCAAUGAUGGGUACGCUCUCUGAGAGUAGACACGAACCUGAUCUCCAACCAGCCUCUUCUCUACAGGAAUGCAGUACUACACCACCCCCUGUACAAAUCCCAGAUGAUAGUGAGAUGACCGAACAGUCUAACCAAGUAUCAAAUUCCAAUAAUGAAGAUGGUAACGAUAGUGACGAGUGGGAGGUUUUAGAUGAGACGCUUAUCUACGCUGAUUGUGUUGGAGCAGUUGAGUCAGAUUUGAUGGAUCAUGGAAAGUCUAUUCUUUUAGUGGAUUUAGAUUCUGACAAUCCCCUUAUCCAGGUUAGUUUGAAAUCUCGUUAUUGUUCUUGUAAACGUCCAGUUUAA
This is a messenger RNA of Rodentolepis nana, 966 nucleotides long. The record is from the annotation of a GenBank genome assembly. Lineage: Eukaryota; Metazoa; Platyhelminthes; Cestoda; Cyclophyllidea; Hymenolepididae.